This is a messenger RNA of Knipowitschia caucasica, 1062 nucleotides long. Lineage: Eukaryota; Metazoa; Chordata; Actinopteri; Gobiiformes; Gobiidae. The record is from the annotation of a GenBank genome assembly.
AUGCCCACACAAGUUUCCUCCGAACUCGGGUUUUUAGCUCCCCCUGCAGCUGAGGGCCAAGCAGUGGGGGCAAUUUUAUCAGAACCAGAGCCCACAACGCAGACCACAGCACUCAAUCCCCGAACCUCCAACUGCAAGUCAGCCCUGGUCGGGAACCAUCCCGGCCUGUCAGCGUUCAGAACACUUCUGCCACCUACUGAGGGAAAGGUCUGGGACCAGGCUUUCGCAGAGUGCCAUCGUGUUGCCACAAGAAGCCCUACUCCCCCCUAUGAAGGUACUGCUAAGCUAACUCGGCAACCGCCGGUAGUUAUCCCACCGCAUUCUGAAAUGGUCUUGUGGCUGCAUGUGACGGGAGAUUCGGUCGGCCAACCACAGGUCCAGGUGGAACCCCUCCCAGGGGGCAGCUCAGAGUGGUAUGUAGGACGCACCUUGGCUAGGCUUAGUAAGGGGCGGGUACCGUGCAGAGUGUGUAACCCUAACCCCUAUCCGAUAGAGGUUCCCCAGCGUCAGGCACUAGCCCAAGUUACUGAGGUCUCCACAUCAGACAUUAAAGGGGAACAAGAGCUGGUGCUAGAUUGCAUUGAACCAGACGUGGUGGAAGUGGGGGUUAGGAGAGUGGGGGUAGAAGACGAGGAAGAGCCCCAUCCAGUCGUGUCCUUACAGGGAGAGGGCCUGACAGGGGAACAGCAGAAAAAAAUGAACAGUCUUUUGGAUCGGUGGAGGAGCGUGUUUUCCCAACACGAAGAGGACUUUGGCCGGACAAAUGCUGUAAAACACCAAAUCCCGACCGGCUCUGCCCCACCUAGCCGGGAGAGGUUGCCUCAGCUGGUCAUGGCAAGAACGGACAAUGUCAGCGUGGAAGACGGGGAGACUUGGCGAGAGCGCCAGGCCAAGGACCCAGAGCUCGUACAGAUACGGCAGUGGAAGGAGCAAGGGACCACAUGCCCAGAGGCAAGAGGCGAAAGAUCUUUGGCAGACCUACCACGAAAAGAUGGGCCACCCAAACAACGACCGGACCGUGGCAGCCCUCAGGCAGCGCUGUUACUGGCCAAGAAUGACUGA